UGUUUUAGGAAGAUUACUGUAUCCUAACUAAUAAAAUUGCCUUCGCACGGCCUAGAAGGAGGCGCCACGAACCUUGAAACUUUUAUGUACUAUGUGAAAUUGAAGGAUUCAGUGCUAUUGACAAAACCAAAGAUCAAAAGCAAGAAAUUUAAAGACUGCCCACCUACUAAUUCACUAAUUGAAUAGAGACGCUAUAGCAACUCCAGAAACAACCCCACCACCCCCAUUAUAAUAUAUCUUGGAAUCUUGAUCAUUCAGAAGCCAAUAGCAAACCUAGCAAAAAGAAAAGAAAGGGCUAGCUCCCACUGAAGAAUUCAUAAUAAUGUCAGAUCAAACUCCGCCGCCAAAUGCCACCACCAUUGAUCCCUACAAGCACCUCCGCAUCAUACCGGGUCCCAACGGCAACACCCUCACUGGCUUACCGGAAAUUUCAAACUUCUUUCCUAGAUCUCCACACCCCGUUCCUAUUCUCACCAAAGACAUAACCAUCAACCAAUCAAAUAAUACGUGGGCUAGGCUAUUCUUGCCCCACAAAACACUUGAUUCUUCUAACCAAAGUAAGCUUCCUCUCGUAGUUUGGUUCCAUGGAGGAGGGUUCAUUCUCUUCAGUGCAGCUACAACCUUUUCACAUGAUUAUUGUGCAAACACUGCUAUUGAACUAAAUGCUAUUGUUGUCUCCAUUGAAUAUCGCCUUGCACCUGAGCACCGCCUACCUGCGGCCUAUGAUGACGCAGUGGAGGCGUUGCUCUGGAUUAAAACCAGCCCAGAUGAGUGGUUGACACAAUUUGCUGAUUUUAGUAAGAGUUUCCUUAUGGGAGGUAGUGCUGGUGCUAAUAUAGUUUAUCAUGCUGCGUUAACGGUGGCGGAGAGAGUUGAUGAUCUUGAGCCUAUAAAGAUCAGAGGGCUAAUAUUGCACCAGCCAUUUUUUGGGGGGUCAAAGCGGACUGGAUCGGAGUUGAGGUUGGUCAAUGAUCGGAUUUUACCACUUUGUUGCAGUGAUUUGAUGUGGGAGUUGUCUUUGCCAAUCGGUGCAGACCGUGAUCAUGAGUAUUGCAAUCCAACGGCAGAGGAGGGUUCUUCAAAGGCGGCAGUAGCAAAGAUCAGGGAACUAGGGUGGAAGGUGUUGGUUGAUUGCGGAGAUAAGGACCCAUUAAUGGACCGUCAAGUGGAGUUUAUCAAGAUGUUGCAGGAGAAGGGUGUGCAAGUUGCAAGUCAUAUCGUCGAGGGAGGUUACCAUGGAGUUGAGUUUCUUGAUCCAUCAAAAUGCAAGGCCUUGUAUGCGGCUUACAAAUGUUUCAUAUCAUCUAUUUCAGUCUUCCCUUCUCUGUAACUGAGAUGAACCCUUUUGCUCUUUCUGUACCAAAUUCUAAUAAAAAUGGCAGAAAAGAAAAGACGAUGAUUAUAAA
Molecule: messenger RNA, 1406 nt
Organism: Ricinus communis (castor bean)
Lineage: Eukaryota; Viridiplantae; Streptophyta; Magnoliopsida; Malpighiales; Euphorbiaceae
Product: probable carboxylesterase 120
Exons: 1
Coding region: 323-1330 (335 amino acids)
Molecular function (GO): hydrolase activity
Source: RefSeq, a predicted model, not a curated record